Myxozyma melibiosi is the source of this 1587-nucleotide messenger RNA. Its product is annotated as Apn1 protein. NCBI's taxonomy places the organism in Eukaryota, Fungi, Ascomycota, Lipomycetes, Lipomycetales, Lipomycetaceae. Gene Ontology annotation, biological process: base-excision repair. Gene Ontology annotation, molecular function: zinc ion binding; DNA binding; phosphoric diester hydrolase activity. The transcript has 6 exons. Gene Ontology annotation, cellular component: mitochondrion; nucleus. The record is from RefSeq and is a predicted model, not a curated record. The coding region runs from base 277 to 1527 and encodes 416 amino acids.
UUUGGACGUAGAAGAGGCCGCAUACUCUGAGCCUCUAUCGUUCCACUUACGUAGCAUAAUCUACGCAAUUGUUAUCGGCCAUACAAAGAACACAGCAACGAAGAUUCCGAAGAAAGCAAAUGGCACCCCGAAUGUGAAGAAAGUUACCUUCCCACCCCCUGAGAACUCCCUCCACCCCACCACCACUCCCACAACUUCCCCGGCCGCCAACCUGAAGCCAAUCGCCCGCUGUUCAGGACUCUUCUAUCGUCGCAUACGCAUCAAUUGCGAAAAGUAAUGUCAGAUUCGGAAGCAGAGGUCAAACCAGCAGCAAAGCGCGCACGCGGACGCGGCAACGGCAACAGCUCGUCAAAGGGAACCACGAAAUCAGCAAAGAACAAGACAGCUGCGACGAAGGAGGCCGAGAUGUUUCCCCGCACGCAGGGGCUGAAGAUGUUUGUUGGUGCUCAUGUUAGCUCUGCGAAAGGUGUUUUUAAUGCAGUCACCAAUAGCAAUCGGACCGGCGGGAACGCGUUUGCCCUUUUCGUAAAGCCACAAAGAAGAUGGACUGCAUCACCACUAAAGCCAGAAGAGAUAUCUGAGUUUGGGAAACUGGCCAAAGAGCUCGACUACGAUCUGAAAAAACACGCGCUUCCUCAUGGCUCUUACUUGAUCAAUCUCGCGAAUUUGGACAAGGAUAAGAAUAAGCAGGCAUACGACGCGUUCUUGGACGAGCUCAAGAGAUGCGAGCAGCUUGGAAUCGGUCAUUAUAACUUCCACCCCGGCUCAACUCUGGGAAACGAUCGCGCAACCGCGUUAAAACAACUAGCCACCAACGUCAACCGCGCAAUCAAAGAAACCUCCUCCGUGAAGAUCGUCCUCGAAAACAUGGCCGGCCAUGGCAAUCUGAUCGGAUCCACAUGGGAAGACCUCAAAGAAGUAAUCGACAUGGUCGAAGACAAGACUCGCGUCGGCGUCUGCAUCGAUACAUGCCAUACUUUUGCAGCGGGCUUUGAUAUCCGGACGCAGGAGCUGUAUGAUAAAAUGUGGGAGGAGUUUGACCGAGUCGUCGGGCUGAAGUAUUUGUCAUCUAUUCAUCUCAAUGACUCAAAGGCACCGCUGGGGAGUAACCGCGAUCUGCAUCAGAAUAUCGGACUUGGCUUUCUGGGACUGGAGUCCUUCAGAGUGCUCAUGAACACAAAGCACGUAGAGGGCUUACCAAUGAUCCUCGAAACCCCAAACGGCGAAGACGAAACCGUCUGGGCGCGAGAAAUCAAGUACAUCAUCCCCCGCUGCUAUCAAUAUCUCAUCAUCAAUACUGGAAAGCUAACUUCUUCUCCAAGGCUGCUCGAAUGGCUGAUAGGAAAAUCCGCAGACGAUCCGGAAUUCAUCGCCAAGCGCGACGAGCUGUCGAAAAAAGGCGCUGCGGACCGGAAGGUGCAGGAGGAAAAGAAUACUAAAAAGCAGGAAAAGAAGCAGGAUAAGAAACAGGCUCAGCUGUCGUUUAAGCGCAAGAAGGGGAAGGGGUCUGACUCGGAGAGCGAGUGAAAGCCUCUUUACGGCAAUACAAGUCUAUCAAACAAAUUAAUCAUCCUACGCAUUUCUGUA